CAAGGUUACUGUGGCAACCCCGAGAGCAGCCUUGGCGCUAUGGAGGAGCCCCAGGCUACCCCUCAGCCUUACUUGAGGCUGGUUCUGGAGGUGCUACACAGGGUUGUGGCAGCACUGCGUCAAAGUAUGGGAGCAGAUUCUAAUUCUUAUGGUUUUCCAUGGGAAUGGGUGAUAUGGGCAGUUAUUUUUGUAUUUUUUGCUGUUACCUUUUUUUUGUGGAGAGGGUUUAGAUCGGUUAGGAAUCGGCUUUAUGUGGGAAGAGAGAAAACACUUGCUGAAACACUUUCUAGACUAAUUGAGGAAAAAUGUACACUACUUGAAAAAUGUAGUGUUAUUCAAAAACAGCAUGAAGGCUAUGAAGUUGAGUCAUCUUUACAGGAUCCCAGCUUUGAGAAGGAGGCAACAGAAGCACAAAGUUUGGAGGCAACUUGUGAAAAGCUGAACAAGUCCAAUACGGAGCUUGAGGAGGAAAUACUCCGUCGUAAAAGGGUUAAAGAAGAGAAAUCGAAACAGUCUGAAAAAAAUGAACUGAUGGCAGAUAUUUCAAAAAGGAUAUAGUCUCUAGAAGAUGAGUCAAAAUCCCUUGAAUCACAAGUAGCUGAAGCCAAAAUGAUCUUCAAGACUUUAUUUCAAAUGAAUGAAGAACCACUGAAGAUAGCAAUAAAAGAUGCUUUAGAUGAAAAUUCUCAACCUCAGGAAAGCCAGAAACAACUUUUGCAAGAAGCUGAAGUAUGGAAAGAACAAGUGAGUGAACUUAAUAAACAGAAAGUAACAUUGGAAGACUCCAAAGUACACGCAGAACAAGUUCUCAGUGAUAAAGACAAUCACAUCAAGACUCUGACUGAACGCCUGCUAAAGAUGAAAGAUUGGGCUGCUACGCUUGGAGAAGACAGAACGGAUGGUGAUAACUUGGAGUUAGAAAUGAACAGUGAAUUGGAAAAUGGUGCUUACGUAGAUCAUCCUCCAAAAGGAGCUUUGAAGAAACUGAUUCAUGCUGCUAAGUUCAAUGUUUUUUUAAAAAGCUUAGAAGGAGAAAUAAAUCAAAUUUACAUUCAGUCAUCUGAAGAUAAAAUGAAAGAAGAGCUAGAGUGUAUUAAAAAUCUUGAGACUGAACAACUAUCUUUGCAGUCAAAAAACAUACGUUUUGAAGGUGAGAAUCAGAAGCUUCAACAGAAACUUAAAGUAAUGACUGAACUAUAUGAAGAAAAUGAAAUGAAACUCUACAGGGAAUUAACAACAGAGGAAAAUUACUGGGUAGAGACAGAAGAGAAACUUUCUAAAGUAGACAAAAGGAUCAGCCAUGCCACCGCAGAGCUGGAGACCUACAGAAAGCGAGCCAAAGAUCUUGAAGAAGAAUUGGAGAGAACAAUGCAUUAUUAUCAAGGGCACACUAUUUCCUAUGAAAAAAAAGCACAUGAUAAUUGGUUUGCAGCUCGAACUGCUGAGAGAAAUCUCUAUGAUUUAAGGAAAGAAUGUGCUCACAACAGACAAAAGUUAACGGAAAUUGAGUUUAAAUUUGAACUUUUCGAAAAAGAUCUGUAUGCACUGGAUGUCCCAAACACACCACUUGGCAGAGAGCAUUCCCCAUAUGGUCCCUCAACAUUGGGUCGGCCUUCAUCUGAAAUGAGAGCUUUUCUGUCUCCUCCAACUUCAUUGGAGAGUCCACCCAGACUGUCACCUUUGCUUCCAAGGAGAGGAGGAAGAGGCUCCCCAGCCAAUCCUCUGGACCAUCAGAUUACCAAUGAAAGAGGAGAAUCAAGCUCUGAUAUGUUAACUGAUUCUCACAGGGGUCCUUCUGACACUGGGCCCCUGUCACCUUUGUGGGAAAAGGGAUCUUCUGGAGAUGAUUUUCCACCAAGGGAUUUCCCAGGUCCACCACAUGCUCCAUUUGCAAUCAGGCUUUUUGACGGCUUCAAAUCCAUCUGGGUUCAUGUAAGGCAUGAUGUGUAUCCGGGUACUAUUGAUCAGAUUUGUGAUUUCAGGGUCUUUGCCAUCACUGGUUCCGAGAUGUUCAAUCAGACGGAGCAGCAGUUCUCGCCCACCAGUCUGUAUGUGUAA
Messenger RNA from Sapajus apella (tufted capuchin), 2058 nucleotides. Its product is annotated as melanoma inhibitory activity protein 2-like. Gene Ontology annotation, cellular component: endoplasmic reticulum exit site; endoplasmic reticulum membrane. NCBI's taxonomy places the organism in Eukaryota, Metazoa, Chordata, Mammalia, Primates, Cebidae. Gene Ontology annotation, biological process: vesicle cargo loading; protein secretion; endoplasmic reticulum to Golgi vesicle-mediated transport. The record is from RefSeq and is a predicted model, not a curated record.